GUUGUUUUAUGUAUUUUCAUCCCUGCCGUCUUUCUCAUUAUUCUUACCUCCUCCUCUUCAUUCUUGGGCUGCUUUAAAUUGACUUAGACAUAAUUGCUUCCAGCAGGCCUUUCUCUCGCUCCAUCACGCUGCUGUCUGUCAUGUGAUGAAGUAUGUUGUUAAUGGGAGGCUGUGCUUUGGCUCCGCGGAGGAAACCCUGGAAGGACACAAUCUUUGCAGUUUGAGCCCCGCGCGACUUGUGACUUGUUCAGCUAUGACAUCUUAAAUUGGUGCUCACACUACUCUGCUCUUCAGCGUGUUGGACUUCAUGACACCUUUCUUAAAUGGCCGAGGAGGUUUUGAUUCCACCGCCUGGAAAAAUAACAGCGCAUCUGACAGGCUCAUUGUUGGCCGUGGCUUUUCUUACUUCCUUUGGGAGUUCCAUGCUUUACGGAUACAAUUUGGCAGUAGUCAACUCUCCGGCUGUGUACAUUAAGGACUUCUACAAUCUAACCGUGCUGAGCCGCAAUGGAACAGGACUCAGCGAGGAGACGCUGACACUCAUGUAUUCACUCACAGUGUCCGUGUUUGCCAUCGGUGGUCUGCUUGGUUCUCUCAUUGUGGGAGUGCUGGUCACUCGCUUUGGCAGGAAAGGCACGGUUGUAAACACAACAAUGCUGGUUUUUAUUGCUGGCUCACUCAUGGGCUUCAGCAGAAGUUGCGGUUCACCUGAGAUGGUCAUACUGGGUCGUUUCAUCACAGGAAUCCACUCAGGUAUUUCUUUAAGUGUAGUUCCAAUGUACCUGGGUGAGAUCGCGCCCAAGAACCUCAGGGGCUUUUUGGGGCUGGUGCCAAGUAUCUUUAUCGGCACAGGAGUUUUCGCCGCCCAAAUCCUCGGAUUACAUGAACUUUUAGGAAAGGAGGAAUACUGGCCUCUGUUCCUUUCUGUGGUGGUUUUACCAACAUUUAUCCAGUUGAUACUGUUGCCAUGGUUCCCAGAGAGCCCCAGGUACCUGCUGAUUGAGAAGCACAAUGUCCACGCUACCAUCACAGCUCUGAAGUGGUACAGGGCCAGUUGUAACAUCCAGGCUGAGAUUGAGGAGAUGCAAGAAGAGCAGCGCUCCUUGUCGUCUGUGGAAACGCUGUCAGUGUGGAAUCUACUUCUUGACGAUACAGUUCGAUGGCAGAUCCUCACUGUGGUGGUCAUCAACAUCGGCAUGCAGCUGUCUGGCAUUGAUGCUAUCUGGUUUUACACCAACGACAUAUUUAAGAACGCAGGAAUCCCUGAGCCAGAGAUCCCGUACACGACGGCAGGAACCGGAAUAAUCGAGAUCAUUGCUGGACUCAUUGGGUGUUUCACCAUCGAGAAGCUGGGCAGGAAGCCUCUUAUGAUUGGCGGUUUCACUAUGAUGGGUGUCUGCAGUGCUGGGAUAACUUUUGCCUUACUUUUACAGACUCAGCUGCCUUUCAUGCGCUAUAUCAGUGUUGGCUGUGUGGUUGGCAUCAUCGCUGGCUUCUGUAUCGGCCCAGCUGGGGUUCCCUUCUUGGUCACAGCAGAGCUCUUUAAACAGUCCCACCGUCCAGCAGCCUACAUAGUGGGAGGAUCCCUCAACUGGCUGUCCAACUUCACUGUGGGAUUUGUUUUCCCCUUCUUACAGAUGUCAGCUGGGUCUUACUGCUACUUGGUAUUCGCCAGCAUUUGUCUGUCUGUGGCCGUCUACGUCUAUGCCGUCAUACCCGAAACCAAAAACAAGACUUUCAUGGAGAUCAGCCGCUUGUUCUCCAAGAAAGAACCUGUUCUGGAGACCCAGUGCCUUCUUCUUGUGGAUCAGAUGAAACUGAAGAAGAUGAACGGCUAUGGAGUGCUCAAAGCUGCUCCUUUGGAGUUUGACAGCUCUUCCUCGUCACCUUAACAAAUGUUCCGGUGUUUGCUCCAAUCCAAACUACUAGAGUGCUCAUCAAUCUCCAUACUGUAUUUGUUUCAAGCUGGAGGUUUCUUUCGCAUAUCCACUCAGGUUCAAAACAUUGCUGAAAGUACUCUAUGCUAUCUACUACUGGUGUGCGUAAACCUCAGACCCUUGUAAUCCACUUAAGGAUAAAGUAAGAGUUGCAUUCAAACUAAGGAUGGCCCGAUGUCCAAUUGUAUAUCUGCCGAUACCGAUACCAGUCUAAUACUUUAUUUUAUCUUUUCUUGUGAUAGUAAUAUUUGUAUGCAUGUAGAAAUGUUCAAACUGCAACCAAUAUUCUGCUCGCGCAAAGGAAGACAUUCAAUUUAAAUUCAAUUAGUACCGUAUUUUCCGGACUAUAAUUCGCACUUUUUUGCAUGGUUUGGCUGGUCCUGUGACUUAUACUCCGGAGUGACUUAUAUAUGUUGUUUUUCACACUGACAGCCACGAGAGGGUGCUCUAGGCUUGUGUGCCGGUGUCUGCUACUCCUAUCACCUACUCCUAUCCUGUACCACUGAACAUUUACAAUGCAAACAUCAACUUAUAAAGAGAAAGACGGAACACAAAUGACCCCCCAAAAAAAAUCAGAUUCUGCAGAUUACAAGCUGCAAGUAAACAAGUUAUGUUAUGUUGUUUAGGCUGUAGUUAUCUGAAUAACCGUGAAUAUGCUUCGUUAACAUACCACCUAUUCGCAUUACGUUAUCAGAUGCCUACUUAGCCUGUUGUUCUCCAUUUUAUUAUUCCUCUAACUUGCCUUUCAAGAUGAAAUGUCUGUUCUUGGUUUCUGAUUUUAUAAAAUAAAUUACCCCCAAAAAUGUGACUUAUAAUCCAGUGCGACUUACUCAGUUUUUUUUUUCUUAUUCAUUGUGCAUUUUUUGGCCGUUGCGACUUAUACUCCGGAGCGACUUAUAGUCCGGGAAACAUGGUAAUGGUAUUAAAUGUCUUUAUAUUUAUCAAAUUAAAUAAAACAACCCAAGCUGUGCAAUUAUGCCACAAUGCGUAUACACUAGGUCCCAACUUAUGAGCAUUCGACUUGCGAACAUUCGGGGAUACGAACGCAAGCUGACUGGUCUAUAUUUUCAUGUAUUUUGCCUUGUAGUAACUCCAUAUUUAUACUGCUACAUGCUUGACCAGUAGAGGGCACUGUGACAAUGCUAAUGGGACCAACAGGUAGAGGAAGAAGGUGGGGAGAGAGUGUAAAGGAGAAAUGUAAAGCUACAUUGUAGCUGUAUGAUGCAACCCAGGCAGAGCGUGUGAUUAAAGUUUAUGAAGAGUUAAUAGGCCUGCUUAAUUCUACACCACCCACAGAACACUACCUCUUUUAGAAGAGUCUAACGAAGACGACCAGUUGUCCUUUUUUUCAAUAUCUCCUCCUCCUUCUCCACCACAACGACGUAUGCUCGACCACUCCUCUUCAAAGGUAAAUAACAUUUAUCAUUACGUAUUAUUAUAUCACUUUUAUUAUUGUUUUUUCAUUAAUAAUCCUCGUUUAAUAUUACUACUGCAUCCAAACUCAUAUUUACAUCUAUACACAUAUACUGUAUAUGUAUACACAUACAUGUAGUACCUAUAUCAUUGGUAAUAUUACCUUUUGUUGGACUUACGAACAAAUCGACUUGCGAACGGUCGUCUGGAACCAAUUGUGUUCGUUAGUUGGGGACCUGGUGUACUGUGUAUUGUAAACACACAUACAGUAGCUUUUAAUAGCAUUUUUGAUUGGCCACCAGACCCAGCAGCACCUUUCAAAGAUUCAAAAUAAGUGGAUGAAAACGGAAUUGUAAUUCCAGUGUACAGUGAGGUACUUCACGCACAAUGCGGCCUAUAUUAUACCUGAAUGACAAAGCAAAAAUAACAUAACUUAACAAACAAAUAAUAGUAUACUGUAUAUCUGUUUGAGCACAACACCUGCCUACGUAAGUCUGCUCCUCCUGUCAUGCAUAAUAAAAAUAGAUAUGAAUAUAAUGGAGGCAGUGCUUAAUGACUGUUUCCUUUUUAGCACUGGUUGAGUGGAACAACUCUGCAUACACGCAGACGUGACAGUGGCGCUAGGCUAAUUGACUUACGCUAACAACUGCGUCAGCUAACUACCAUGCUGCAAUGCGUUACAGGCGCUUCAUCUACGGAACGUUAUGCGACGUUAAAUUGAACAUUUACGUGAUAGUUUGGGCUGUUGCAUCGGCUCGCAGAGGUUCUACGAUUUCUUUACGAUAUCCAGUACAGUAAAUUUGGCCAUUACGGGGCCGAUACCGAUCCUGGGUGUCGUAUUGGGCCAUCCCUAGUUGAAACAUCAGUAAAGUGUAAGUGUGUUGUGAAUGACAGGAAGCCAAUGAUGACAACAAACAGUUUACACAUGUCAGCAAUCCAAACCAAAUGAUUGUAAACUGCCGUUGUAGCGGCACAUACCCCACGUGUGGAUGAUAUCCAUAUGUAUUGACAAUAUCAAUUUGUGUGGAUGAUAUCCAUAUGUAUCGACUGACUCUGCAAAUGAAUUGCUUGUCUGACAAUGGGUGUGUGCAAUUGAAAUGCAGUUGAUAUCAAUUAGAUCACAUUCAAGUAGUAACUUUUUUAAGUAUUGCUUAUUUUAUCAAAGGGAUAGUUUGGAUUGGUUGACAUGAAGUUGUAUGACAUUCCCAUCAGCAGUGUAGCGCAUCAACAGGGAUUUACCCCCCAAUUGGUCCCCUAAGUCCAGUUCUGGUCGGAUUUUGGUGAUAAGGAACGUAGUUCCUCUUUUGAACACGUAUUGUUUUGAGACUUAGGGGACCAAUUUGGUGGGGAGGGGGAAGUCACUGUUGAUGCACGACACUGCCGAUGGCGAUGUCAUACAACUUCAUGUCAAAAAAUCCAAACUAUCCCUUUCAGGUAAUUAUCUGUAUUUUCAGUGUUAUAUAAUGUAAAGUCAUAUUACUUAAUGAGCUCAUUUGUGACUGAAUAUAAGUACACUAUAUACAAUAUAUACACUUUAUCAUUAUGAGUACUUGUA
Dunckerocampus dactyliophorus (ringed pipefish) is the source of this 4905-nucleotide messenger RNA. RefSeq names its product solute carrier family 2 member 15a (gene slc2a15a). Gene Ontology annotation, molecular function: hexose transmembrane transporter activity. NCBI's taxonomy places the organism in Eukaryota, Metazoa, Chordata, Actinopteri, Syngnathiformes, Syngnathidae. The transcript is spliced from 12 exons. Gene Ontology annotation, biological process: monosaccharide transmembrane transport. The record is from RefSeq and is a predicted model, not a curated record. Gene Ontology annotation, cellular component: membrane. Bases 324 to 1892 code for a protein of 522 amino acids.